AUUCUUUUUGGAAUUGUGAGAGCUGACAGAGCUUAUGAGAAACAACAAUCUGAUGUGCACGUAUCAUAUGGCAAUCGUGAUGUGCGCUAUGAUCUCCGAAUGGGGCCGACACCCACAUGCUCGCCGAGAUUUGAUCUGGACCCGGACCUCUCGUUGGCCGUGGCGCGAGACCGUCAUGCCGGUAUGUGCGGCACACGGCUCGGGAGACUUAUCACGUCGCUAAGCAACCAAAGGGUGUGCACCGAUCGAGGGGCUGAGCCUGCGGGAAAUGGGAAAGAGGAGGGAGGGCUGAAAUUGACGAUGAGCUACAACGUAUCUAGGGAAAAUAAUGUAGCGAGACAGGGGUGUUCCGCGCUGGCACGGACCAGAAAGCAAACAAUACGAACUUUUAAUUGGCUUUUAGCCCUUGUCUGUGGCUCUCUCGCUACAUUAUUUUCCCUAGAUACGUUGUAGCCACUCGGAGUGACGAGGGUGCGGAUCAGAUAGGCGUCGAGUGAAGAAUUGCUUUUGG
Messenger RNA from Hyaloscypha bicolor E, 511 nucleotides. RefSeq lists its product as uncharacterized. The transcript has a single exon. The record is from RefSeq and is a predicted model, not a curated record. NCBI's taxonomy places the organism in Eukaryota, Fungi, Ascomycota, Leotiomycetes, Helotiales, Hyaloscyphaceae. Bases 100 to 453 code for a protein of 117 amino acids.